CGUAAUUUAAUUUCAGAUUAAUCAGAAUCCAAUAUGAUUAUCAGAUACUGAAAAAUUAAUUAAAAAAAAAAAGAUAUGUGAAAAUAUUUUAGAAGAUGUUUCUCAAGCACUUCAAAGCAAAAUAUGAAAAAUUCAACUAACUCACAAUUCAUAGAAUCAAAUUCCAAACAAACAAUUAAGCUCACCAAGACGAUAACUCUGCUCAUUAAUCAGAAGAUCACUCUACGGCAGUGGCAGAAGGCACAUGGAUAUCCUUGUAUAGGCAAACGUAGGGUGCAUCACAGCCUACGUAGUUUCCAGUCCACCUCCCUCCAUCAAUGCAGCUGGCAUCCCAAACUGAAGCAUACAAAAACAUGGGCUUCUCAGGAGAUCCUCACUUUCCUUCCUCUCUGCUCUCCUCACCACCUUCCCAUCGAUCAACCAUUCAAUAAAGUCUGGACCCCACUUGAUGACAUACUCGUGAAACCCAUCAGAGCAAUCAAAACCCAGAUCGUGUAUCUGCUCCCUGCUUCCAGUUCCUGCAUCACAAUCUCAAUUUAAGUCCGUCCAAUCCAAGAGUGUAAUUCAGAUUUUCAAGGUAAUUGCAAAUCUGUAGUGUUCUAUAUGUCAAUAUCAUCUGGGGUUAUGAAACGAUUUGUGUGGUGAUGUUUGAACCUGUAGUGUAGUAAUUGGUCUGGACGAUGGUCUUGUGUUUGCCAAGGAAAAGGAACAAAAUCGAACAUGCGGCUUAUAAUCACUAAACCAAAAACUUGCAUUAUACAACCUGAACAUGCCAGUUUUCAGAAUCAUCUUCACCAAAAACCCCUAAUGUGGAAUAAUCUUCUGGAACCUCUAUGGUACCAUCAGCCAAAACAGUUGGGUAAGGACUUAGUUUAUUUGAGAUACUUGCCAUCCAAAUCAAAGAAUCAAAAUGAUUGUUCUAU
Rubroshorea leprosula is the source of this 923-nucleotide messenger RNA. Lineage: Eukaryota; Viridiplantae; Streptophyta; Magnoliopsida; Malvales; Dipterocarpaceae. The record is from the annotation of a GenBank genome assembly.